Letharia columbiana is the source of this 2628-nucleotide messenger RNA. RefSeq lists its product as uncharacterized. The record is from RefSeq and is a predicted model, not a curated record. The transcript has 3 exons. Gene Ontology annotation, molecular function: magnesium ion transmembrane transporter activity. Gene Ontology annotation, biological process: magnesium ion transmembrane transport; intracellular magnesium ion homeostasis. Gene Ontology annotation, cellular component: plasma membrane. Bases 1 to 2628 code for a protein of 875 amino acids. NCBI's taxonomy places the organism in Eukaryota, Fungi, Ascomycota, Lecanoromycetes, Lecanorales, Parmeliaceae.
AUGGCAGCGCCCACUCCAGAGGGUGGUGCAGGACCGUGUGGUCGUGAAAGCUCUACAGGGACGAAUCUUUCGGCUCCUCAUCGACCAACAGAAGCAUUGGUAAAUACUCGAUCUACUACGGAUGUGCUCGAGGUAGCACAGGGAGACCCAAAUGCGACAAGCAAGAGGCGCAAUCAUCGAGGUGGAAAGAAGAAGAAGAAGAAUCGCCGACAGUCAUUCUUGCCUGCAGCUGCAGAAGAAGAGGUGGACCCCGCGAGGUCAAGUCAAAAUCUACAUGAGCCUGCGAGCUCUACAACUCCAAGGCCACCUUUUUACAGGUUAGGUCAGUCCGGUGGGCGUAACUUGAGCGAGACCAGUCUUGACAGCAACGUGCUCUUAGAUCAUAGAGAUCACCCACCAAUGCGCCAACGUAGAGAAAGCCGAGUCAACCCAAGCGCCUUUGGGAGAACAGAAUCAAUGCAAUACAGGCCCAAUCAUCCCCAUCGACGUUCUUCAUACGAAGCUCAACAUGGGCGGCCAAGACAGAUCCGCGCACAUGACUCAUCAGGCGAUGAGAGCGAGGCCAAUCCUCCAGUGACAACAGAUCGCACUCCUCUAUUGACAUCAGCCAACGGUGGAGCUUCACCGUCGCACAGGUCCGGCUAUGGAUUGUCUUCGGCACAAGGGCAUGGUGGCCGUCGUGACUCCCAGCAGAGACGUAGUUCUGCGGCAACUUCCAGCUCGAGCAACCACCGAAGACGAGUACCGAGUCGCCAGGCUUCUCAUGAUAUCAACAACCCGCCCUCCGUCCCCAGCAGUCCUAAGCUGGGACCAGACAUGGGCUAUGAUGAUGUUAUGGUCACCGGUUCAUUCGCGCCUAGAUCUCCAGAAGACAGUCGUGGCCACAAUCACACCAAUGAUCAACUAAUUGACAUAGAUGGGGACGGCAACAAGGCGUAUGUCAACUCCUCUCCACCAAAAUCGAGGAAUGGCUCCUACGAGCAGCGACGCCAUACUAUUGCUGUACCGGCUGAAGAAGAUGUGUGCUUCCCUAUAGAAGGCAUGUCAACGAUAGGAGAGGAUGACUACAUGAACCAAGACCAGGGCUCGAACGAGCAGCAGGGACAACGGAGAAGAAGAGCUUUCCGGUGGCCAGAUUUGUCUGUACUCGACGAAUGGAGUCGCGAAGAGAAGGAGGAGCGGAGUGAGGGUAUCCGCGCAAAGAAGAUCAGCGAGCCGGUUCUUGUUGGCGGCAGGUUAAGGCCGCAAAAACACGGGUGGCAUCGCGCAGAAGAAGACGCUCCUUACAGAUUCACAUACUUCAAUGAAGAGUUCCCGAGCACGAUACACAGUCAAACUAUUUCCGAGCUUUUACAACCUGGUCAAGACUUCAGGGAGCUGUUCAUUCCAGAUCCACCAGAGUUGAGUGAUGAGUCCUCCGAUGAAGAAGACGUGACGAGCCAUCAAGGCACUUCGAAUGGCCGAGACGAAAUGAGUCCUAACACCCAAUCACGGCUAGGAACAAGGCAUUCGUCGAGUAUCGGAGAAACUAAAGUGCAAUCUCCAGAGCAUUCAGGUGAUGCUACUCCUUCACAAUCCAACGUACCUUUGCGAGGUGAAAAACCAAAGCGGCAUGGCGAAAGACCAACUUUCUGGCUUGACGUGCUUUGCCCCACAGAGACGGAGAUGAGGGUCAUUGCAAAGACGUUUGGAAUUCACCCCCUCACGGCCGAGGAUAUCUUGGUGCAAGAAGCCCGCGAGAAGGUUGAGCUAUUCAGGAAUUACUACUUCGUCAAUUACCGUACUUUCGAGCAAGACACGAGUAGCGAAGACUACCUCGAGCCAGUCAACAUGUAUGUGGUUGUCUUCCGUGAGGGCGUCAUCAGCUUCCAUUUCUCCAUGACUCCACAUCCUGCAAACGUGCGUCGACGCAUCCGCCAAUUGAAGGAAUACGUAAUCAUGAGCUCUGAUUGGAUCUCAUACGCCCUCAUCGACGACAUUACAGACGUUUUCGCGCCACUCAUCCAAGCAAUUGAGGAAGAAGUUGAUGAUAUCGACGAUUCUAUCCUGAAGCUGCACUCUGGAAGCAAAGAAGAACAGAACGAAAAGGUUAAAGCAUCGAAGAGCGAAGAUGGAAAAUCAGAAUCUGGAGAGCAAUCUUCUGGCGGUGACAUGCUUAGACGCGUUGGUGAGGGCAGGAAGAAAGUUAUGCUGCUGUAUCGUCUCUUAGGCAACAAAGCAGAUGUCAUCAAGGGCUUUGCCAAGAGAUGCAAUGAGCGUUGGGAAAUUGCACCAAGAAGUGACAUCGGGCUGUACCUGGGUGACAUCCAGGAUCACAUCCUAACGAUGACCAGUAACCUCAGCCAUUACGAGACGCUACUUUCUCGAGCCCACUCGAAUUACCUCGCUCAGAUCAACAUUCGUAUGAACGAGCGCCAGGAGCAGACUGCUGACGUCUUGGGAAAGUUGACCGUCCUCGGUACAAUCGUCUUGCCUAUGAAUAUUGUGACUGGUAUGUGGGGGAUGAACGUGAUGGUACCUGGGCAGGAUGCCGACAAUUUAGUAUGGUUUUGGUCAAUCACUGCUGGUUUGUUGGUCUUUGGAACCUCAUGCUUCUUCAUUGCGAAGAGAGUGUACGGUAUCGUCUGA